Lindgomyces ingoldianus is the source of this 261-nucleotide messenger RNA. RefSeq lists its product as uncharacterized. The coding region runs from base 1 to 261 and encodes 86 amino acids. The transcript is spliced from 2 exons. The record is from RefSeq and is a predicted model, not a curated record. NCBI's taxonomy places the organism in Eukaryota, Fungi, Ascomycota, Dothideomycetes, Pleosporales, Lindgomycetaceae. Gene Ontology annotation, biological process: mitochondrial respiratory chain complex IV assembly. Gene Ontology annotation, cellular component: mitochondrion.
AUGUCACGCGCUUCCAAGAUUACACUCGCAGCGACCUCACUUGGUGCAAUUGGCAUUGUCAUAUUUGUUCACCGUGCGCAGCGCGUGGAGAAGGCUGCCAUGCAUGCUGGCGUCGUCCGAGAUUACGAGCAGCAGCGGGUAAAGAGGGAGCGGCAAGCAGACUUCGAGAUGCAGCAGGAAUUGGAGAAGGAGUACAGGAAGAUACAGACAGUCUCAGAUGGCGGAGGUUCGACCGCACAGGAUUCUGGACCAAGUCAAUAG